This is a messenger RNA of Symbiodinium sp. CCMP2592, 1086 nucleotides long. NCBI's taxonomy places the organism in Eukaryota, Dinophyceae, Suessiales, Symbiodiniaceae. The record is from the annotation of a GenBank genome assembly.
AUGUACAGCAUUCGGGCACGAUCGCGGAAGAACAGAGUUGUGCAUGUGUCAGGCAUUCCAGACGACGAGAAGCGAAUCAACCUGGCCUUCGGGAAGACCACGUAUGCGCUCAAGAUUCGCCCUGCGUGGCUGCAGCAGAUACUCACAGGCGCGGGCCCUCGAAGCCACACACUCAACGCACCGGCUCCAGUCCAGAUUGCGAGACCUACUGCAGGAACGAAAACGAUCGAGCUCCGAAAGAAACCAUGUCCGCCCUACCUCGAGAUGAACACGAUCAGCCUGAUGGAGACAGGGAGUAGGUUUAUUCGCGGCACUGCCGUCAUCAAAGAGUCGCACCAACUCACGGUCCGGGAGAAAGUCCUUUUUGCGGAUAUCCUGCAGGCUCUCAACUACGAUGCUGACAAAACCUAUGCGUGGACCCUGCAGGACGUCCAGCGGCAUGGAACACCGUUUCAGGCCUGUCUUACCGCACACCAGCACACGGCACCUGCAUGCGAGCAGGCCGUCUUUGCAAUGAACGUGACUACGCUCGUACACUGUCUAGAAGAAGACUGGGGCACCUCGACACGGCAGAUGCUGACAGCAGAGGAGCUCCUGCUGCUGCUACAGCUAAAGAGAUCCCUGCCGAUGAGGAACCUUUUCUGGGCACUCCGACUCCAAGCGGACGUAGCUGCGCUGCGGACAAUCAUGGCUUCUCUGCGGAGCACUCAACUGCGCUUUCCCGGCUUCCGCUUACCAGUAACCGUCCAUUCUAGCAAAACCUGGACCUCACCAAGUCCUGACGACCCCCUGCAGACCCUGGGAACGGUCGAACACCUGCUACAUUGGAUGGAGGACUUCGGCCUAGGCCGCUUCACACCCAGUGAGGCAGUGCUCGUAAUGAAUGCCUGGCCCAAGACCUCCAGGGACGUGGGAGCCGCCCUCAGCGAUGUCUUGACCGAAGCACACGCCGAGUUCUUCUACAGGACCGGGUUCGCUCCCAUAAUGCCCGACUCCCGAAUCAAGAGUAUGAUGGCAUGUGCAGUGGUGUUUUUUGUGUACAGAGGCUUGCGAGGCGUGCUGUAUAUUCGAGCACCCACGUGCUAG